AUGGCCACAAGGAAGAAAGAAAGAUACCAUACUACAGGUAAAGGUAAUAAAAUGGAUUUUUAUUUUAAUUUAGAUGAAUUUGAAAAUAUAAACAGCAUAUCAAAUAUUAAUGAAAAAAAAAAUGAUGAUGAAAUUUCAAGCAGUACAUUUAAGUCACAUAGUGAUAAUGAUAAUAAUGGAAUAUCAUCAUAUUCCAAAAAAAAUGUCUUAUUUAAUGAACCCAAUAUAAAUGAAAGUAGAAAAUAUUAUAAUAAGAUCUGUGAAAAACAUGAAGAAAGAUCGAAUAAUAUGCCCAUGAUACAAUUGAACAAAAUAAUGAAUGAGGAAGAUAAUACAUAUUUUAAAGGUACAUGUUGUAAAUUUAAUGAUAAUAUAGGAAAAAAGAAAAUAGAGAAAGAUAAUAAUAUAAAUAAUCAUAAUAUUUAUAAUAAAAAAAAUAAUGAGAUAAAGAAAUAUAAUUUGGAUGAAUUGUGGACAUAUCUAAAUCACGUACACAAUGCAGAAGAUAGUAGAUUGAAAUAUAAAAUUAAUGAAAUUAUAGAAAGCAAAGAAUGUUUAAAUAAUAAUAAAGAAGAUAAUAAUUAUACAGAAAAAAUAAAUAAUGUAAAUAAUACAUAUAAUAUGAAUGAUAAAAAAAGAAAUCAUAAAAAUAAAAAGAAUAAUGAUAUAUCAUUUAAAAAUAAUUUUUAUGAUAAGAAUUAUUUCAAUUAUGAAGAAUAUAAAUAUAUAGUAAAAUAUAUAUUACCAUCUAUGGAUGAUAAAAAAAUAAAAUAUUCUUGGUCUAUAUUAAAAGAGAAUUUACAGUCUGAAAAUGAUCAAUUAAAUCAUAAAGAUAUAUUCAAUUUUAUAAAUGAAAAAACAGGAAAUGAAGAAAGUAAUUAUGUCAAUAAGAUUGUUUGUAGUAAAUUAAAAAAUAAAAUGUUAAAAUAUAAUUUCUCUCCCUCAGAUGUUCAAUUAAAAACAAUAAAUUAUAUUGACACUAUCAGAUCAAGAGCUUGUGAAUUUUCCAAACAUUUUAAAGAUCUUAUAACAGAUAAUGAGUUAACAGAAUUAUUUAAAGAAAAGGAAAAAAUUAAAAAAGAUGAUUUAGAAAAAGAAAUUGUACAUAUAAUAAAUGAUAGAUUAAAAAAGGAAAAUUUGGGAUGUGUUGAAAAUAAAGAUGAAAGGAAUAAAAAUAAACAUAAAAAUGAUGAUAAUAUCUUAUUAUCCAGUUCCAUUUAUAAUAAUAUGAAAAGAAAAAAAGAAGGGCUAACAGAUUUUAACAUAAAGGCAUAUAUAUCAACAUUAUUAACAAAUAAAAAUGAUGAGGUAUAUGUAAAAGAUUUUAUAAAAAAUCUUCAAGUUGAUUAUGAUUUAAUUAGUAAUGAAAAUAUUAAUGUAAAAGAUGCAUAUGAUUUUUAUUCCAGAAAUAUUCCACCAACAGAUAUGAUUAACAAUAUAAAUAAUAAUAAUAAUAAUAAUAUGGAUGAAUUAAAUAAGGAUGAAAUAGAAAGGGCAAAAUUUUUAAUAGAAGAGAUUGAUUAUUCAGUAAGAAAUAAUUUCAAAUGUAAUUAUAUAAAUACAAAUAAUAAUCAUAAAAAUAUUAAAAUCAAAAAUAUAAAUGAUAACGAAAAAUCUUAUUUAUCCUUAUAUGAAAUAUUUAAACAUUUAGAUAAUGAUAAAGACAGUUAUAUAACUAAAGAAGAUUUAAUGAAAAGUGUUAAUAAAUUGAAAUUAAAAAAUAUAACUAAUAAUGAUAUUAAUAUACUUAUGAAAUAUAUGGAUAAUAAAAAUAAAGGUUAUAUUAAUGUAAAUGAUUUUUUAAAAAAUUAUCAAAUGGAAGAAAAAUCUAUGUUCAAUUGGAUUAAAAAUACAAACAAACCAUAUUUCGAUUUUAUAUCUAAUUUAAAAAAUAAAUCACAUGAAAGAUCUUUUAGUGAACAAAAUAAAAAAUAUAAUAAAAAUGCUUCUAUAGCUAAAAAAUAUGAUGAUAUUAUAAAUAAUUAUAAUCUAGAGUUAGACCCCCAUUGUCCAUCUUAUGUUAUAAGAGAAAGAAUUAGAGAAAAUUUUAUUGCUAAAAAAGAAGAUUUUAUAAAUAAACAUAAACAAGCAACCAGAUUUCAUUUAACAAAUUAUAAAAAUACAAAAAAUUUAAUUGAACCUGUGACGAAUUCUGAUCUAUAUAUGAAUGAUAAGUUAAGAUUCAAAACUACCUACAAUUUGAAUUAUAAUUAA
Plasmodium adleri (nom. inval.) is the source of this 2214-nucleotide messenger RNA. RefSeq names its product conserved Plasmodium protein, unknown function. The transcript has a single exon. The record is from RefSeq and is a predicted model, not a curated record. Gene Ontology annotation, molecular function: calcium ion binding. Bases 1 to 2214 code for a protein of 737 amino acids. Lineage: Eukaryota; Apicomplexa; Aconoidasida; Haemosporida; Plasmodiidae.